Messenger RNA from Podospora pseudopauciseta, 363 nucleotides. RefSeq lists its product as uncharacterized. The record is from RefSeq and is a predicted model, not a curated record. Lineage: Eukaryota; Fungi; Ascomycota; Sordariomycetes; Sordariales; Podosporaceae. Bases 1 to 363 code for a protein of 120 amino acids. The transcript is spliced from 2 exons. Gene Ontology annotation, molecular function: oxidoreductase activity, acting on the CH-OH group of donors, NAD or NADP as acceptor.
AUGGCAGAAGCCAAAACAGGGGGCAGCAUUGCUCGGGUGGCGAGCAUAUCGGGCACUUGGGUGAACUUCCCGCAGCUACAGGCUGGGUACAACGCUUCCAAGGCGGCUGUUAUUAUGAUGAAGAAUUCUUUGGCUGUGGAAUGGGAUCGGUAUGGGAUUACGGUGAAUACCAUCAGCCCCGGCUAUAUGAACACCAUUCUCAACAAGGGAGAGGGACUUUAUGAGGCGAAGAAGAUUUGGCUGGCCAGGAACCCGAUGGGGGGGAUUGGCGAGCGGGAAGCCACAUCACUGGGGCAGAUAUCGUUGUGGACCGUGGCCCAGUCUUCUGCCACGUGGCUACCCCGUGGCUACCCGGUGGCUUAA